Molecule: messenger RNA, 36436 nt
Organism: Sebastes umbrosus (honeycomb rockfish)
Lineage: Eukaryota; Metazoa; Chordata; Actinopteri; Perciformes; Sebastidae
Exons: 94
Coding region: 173-35977 (11934 amino acids)
Molecular function (GO): protein binding
Source: RefSeq, a predicted model, not a curated record
CAGCCUGCAGAUCAGUCAGCUUCAGGUUUCACCUCCACCAACUACUACACAGCAAGAUCUGCUCCUCCACACUGGAAACCAUUAUUGGCUGGACCUGCAUCUUCUAACCAAAAAGCACACUCCUCUGCUGCAUAGCGGUGCCAUGCUGCCGGGAGGCUGUGGAUGAGAAAGUAUGUCGUCAGACUUCUACCUCAGAGAUGAUCUGGUGGAGAGGGGGUUCAUCCCCCUGGACAUCGACAACGUCCACAUGCUGCUGCAGGUGGAACAAGAACAGAUUCAGAAGAAGACCUUCACCAACUGGGUCAACGCUCAGCUGACAAAGCGGAGGCCACCGUGUAUGGUCCUGGAUCUGUUCAAUGAUUUCCGUGAUGGCUCCAAACUGUUGGACCUGCUGGAGGUGAUGAGCGGCCAGCGCAUCAGUCGGGAGAGAGGAAGGGGAAUGUUUCAGCACAGGAGCAACAUUGAGAAAGCCCUUUUGUUUCUAAAGAAGAAAUCGAUCAAACUAGUCAACAUAAACAUUCCUGACAUCAUUGAUGGUAAACCGUCCAUCAUCCUGGGCCUCAUAUGGACAAUCAUUAUGCAGUAUCAUAUCGAGGAGUUGGCCAGCGGCCUCUCGUUCAGUUCCCGUCAGUCCUCCAUGGAGUCUUUGGCCAGUCUGGAUUCGCGCUCCACCCUGUCGAGCCGCUCGGCCAGCAGCAGUCCCGUUCCUCCCAGAGGCUCGCCGCUUCACCACCGCUUCAGGGUUUCUGCCAAGAAGGCCCUGCUGCUCUGGGUCCGGGAACAGUGCCACAAAGCCGGCUGCUCAAUAAGUGUGAAAGACUUCAAAGCCAGCUGGAGGAGUGGAGUGGUCUUCCUGGCCAUCCAGUACGCUCUGCGGCCCGACCUGGUGGAUCUGUCCAAAGCCAGGACCAGAAGCAACAAGCAGAACCUGGAGGAGGCCUUCCGCAUCGCCGAGACGGAGCUGAGGAUCCCCAGACUGCUGGAGCCGGAUGAUGUGGACGUUCGAGACCCCGAUGAGAAGUCCAUCAUGACCUAUGUGGCUCAGUUCCUGCAGUACUCCAAAGACCUGCCAGUGCCAGAGGAAGAAAUGCAGACACAAUACCUGACUCCUAAAAGUCCUUCUCCUGUCAACCUGCCUAUUCACUACACUCCUGCUAUUUCUGCUUCACCUCUGCGACAGGCGACGCCUGAUCGGAAGGCACAGGAAGUGACGUGCUGGCUGGUUCACGCCUACGAAGAGCUGCUGGAGGGAUGGGACUCCACAGAGGGAGAGAGCUACUCAGAGAGAUACCACGUAUUUCAGACCUUUCUGGUGUCCUUUAAUGAGCAGCGGCGUCCCAUCAUGCCGUUGUUGACGGCGAUGAGACGAACCCCGAAACCGAGCGAGGAGCAACGAGCACUCAGAGAGGCGUGGGACAACCUCACCGAAAAGCUACGUGAAUACAAAGUGGAGCUGGACAUGAGUCUCCCGUCCCCGUUGGACACGGUGGCUCGCUGGCUGCUGAAAACGGAGAAGGCUCUGGCCGAGGAGGACGGCGAUCCACAGGACCACGGCCGAGCCGCUCACGACGCCAGGGAGAAACAGGAGCUCCUCAAAGUGUGCAUGGAGGAGAUGCCGCAGCAGGUGAAGACCUUCCAGUCCUUCCAGAACCAAGAUGAGUACGGAAACAUGAUGGUUCCCGCUGACAAGAUAGAUGAACUAAAGAGGAGGUUCACCAGCGUGAGAGUGACUGCUAAAUACCAUGGGAUCAAGCUGGAGUACCGGGAGCAGCGCCACACAGUUUUGGAUGUGUUGGGGCAGAUCAGGACCAAGCUGCGGGUCUGGAAGAGGCCUUACAUCUCCCCAGAGGCUGUCAGGGUGUUGCUGACAGAAUGGCAUGAUGUGGUAAACACACAGGAGCUACCAUCUCUGCUGGAAGCAGCUCUUCAUAAGCUGAAGCAGGUUUCUGAGAAAUAUUCAAGCAAAUCUGCCCUCGCUGCAGAUUACCACCACGUCAGUCAGCAGGUGAAGCAGGUGGAGGAGGACACCGCUGUGGUUUUGGAAGAGGUGACCACGACCAAGAGCACCAUGGGACGGGUGCUGUCUGCCUGGGACACCUACAGCGACUGCCUCAGCUCCCUGCAGGCUUGGCUGGCACAGGGCUCUGUAACACACAGACCUGAGGUGACGUCUGAGUCCAUGGGUGAGUGGGGCUCCCGACAGGCCCACCUGAACGAGGUGGGGAACUUCCUGAUCGAGUCAACUGACCCUCAGACCAGCAGGAGCCUGGUGGAGGAGCUGCGCAGAGUCAACAUGCACUGGGCCGAGUUCUUCAAGAGGAACGCACUUGACAGCACAGCUGAGCCCGGUGCUGACGUCCAGGCCAGACCCCAGGGCAUCCGAGCUCUGAUCGGAGAGGCCACUCUCAUUCUCAAGGAGCCUCUGGAGGUCAUGGCAGCUCCCCUACGCACCUACAGAAAAAGAUUACAGUUCGUAAUGAGGAAAAUAAAAGAAGUGGAUCUUGAGGCUCUGGCUCCCUCCCCAGAAUGCCCAGCGGAUCAGUUACAGAUGCUGAAGCUCACUAUACCUGAAGUGAUGCAGACGUUGUGUGAUGCAGAACAGGUGUGUACAGAGCUGCAGCACAGUGUGUCGGGUCUGGACAGUCGCCUGGCUGAACUCCUGUACUGGGAGACUGAGGCCCGGGAGCUCUACCAGCUGCUGAGGGCUGCAGAGCGACAGCAACAACAACAGCGGGGCCAGGACCCUCGAGCCAGGGCCCUGAUUUCCCGCGGUCUGCAGCUGGAGGGUCAGGUGGUCACAGAGGAGCAGGACCUGCAGGUGUUGGUGAUGACGAGUCAGACGAACUCUCCCAUCCAGUACCUCCACGCCUCCGCCAUGCAGGACCGAGUGCGAGCCGCUGUUGCACAGUCACAGGAAGCUGUAGGUAUGCUGAGCAGCCUGGGAGCCAGAAGAGACAGAAGCAGGAGCCCUCCAGAAGGGUCUCCUCCAUUUAAAGUCUUUAAACAGGCUAAAGACUCAGUCAAAUGGCCGACUCAGCAGUCCGAGACAAAGUUAGUUCAGGGUCAUGGAACCUUUGUGCCAAAGAUAGUGGUGCAGGAGUACAGAGAAGAAAAGGUGACUUCUCCUCCAAUGCCAUAUACCUACGCACAAGCUGUGAAGCAGACUGGGACAAAGUCGCCACCGGAAGGGGCCGCUGUAAAAAUACAGCAGCAGACUCGGGAACAAGGAUUGAUACAGCAGCAACAGCUACUGCAGCAAGAACAAGUUAACAGACGGACGGAAAUGGAGCUACAACAGCAAAAAGUGCACCAGCAGGGGGCGAUGCAAACACAACCACAACAACGGCAAGAACAACAGGUGGAGCAGCAGCAGCAGGUAGAGAUGCAUCAACAUCAAGUUCAGCAGCAGGUGGUAACAGAAUCACCAGAGCCCCAAGAGCAGACUUCACAUCACCAACCACCUGUAAAGAAACCGAUUCUUAGCUCCCAGGAGCUUCAGAGCAGAAAGACCCAGGCCAUGAAGAACCGGCCCUGGCUUCAGAAGGGAGAGCAUAAAACUCCAGAACGGGAUUCCACGCAGGAACCUGUUCAGACUGGACAGACUCAGCUACAGUCAGACAGAGAAACAGUGGUAACGGUUCAGGUUGUUUCACAGCAUACAGCGACUGCCAGGUCACAGACUGAGGAACAUGCAAAGGUUAGUAAGCAGCCACAACAACCGCAAAAAGAGGAGCAGCAAAAACAAAAGCAGCAACCUCAAAAUCUAGAGCAGUUGCAGCAACAACAACCACAGCAGCUGGCAAAACAGCAAAAGCAACAGCAACAGUUGCUACAGCAGCAACAGGAAAAACAACCACAGCCUACUGUAAGAAAGGCUCAACCAGAUUCAGACGCUAAGACUAAAUCCCAGACUGUAACUGUGGCUACGCCUCACCCACAAACGAAGGCCCAAAAUCAGUCACAACCCCAAACUAUGGUUCAGUCUAAAUCUCAGACAGUGGUCCAAGUGCAGUCCACAAGUGUGUCCCACACUACCGCAGACGGUCAGCAACCAAUGAAGACCAUGUCCCAAACCAGAGUGAGCCAAGGUCAGUCACAGACACAAGUUCUUCCACAGCCUCCUGGCCCCAUGAAGACACAUUCAUUGACCCAGACCCAGGUUCAGAAUCAGUCCCAAACAUAUGUCCAAGCUGGACCUCAGCCAUCUAUGCAGCCACAGGGUCCAGUCCAUGGCCCAGCUGUAGUUCAAGUGCAGACAUGGGCGCAGGUCAGACCUUCUUCCCCUAUGCAGGCUCCACUGCAGGGCCAAAUUCAGCCUCCUGUGCCAUCCCAUAUUCAGCUUCGUAGUCAUCCACAGUCAUGGUCCCCUGUCAGGUCACCCUCCCCUAGGCCACCAACACAAAUCCAUCCUCAGUCCAUGGCCCAGCCUCCAAUCCAUCCUCAGUCCAUGGCCCAGCCUCCAAUCCAUCCUCAGCUGACGGCACAGUCUCAAAUCCAUCCUCAGUCGAUGUCACAGGCUCAAAUCCAUCCUCAGUCCAUGAUCCAGUCUCAAAUCCAUCCUCAAUCAAUGCCCCAGCCUCAAAUUCAUCCUCAGUCAAUGCCCCAGCCUCAAAUUCAUCCUCAGUCAAUGUCACAGGCUCAAAUCCAUCCUCAGUCCAUGGUCCAGGCUCAAACCCGUCCUCAAACCCAUCCUCAAUCCAUGGCCCAGGCUCAAACCCAUCCUCAGUCCAUGGUCCAGGCUCAAACCCAUCCUCAGUCAAUGGUCCAGGCUCAAACCCAUCCUCAAACCCAUCCUCAAUCCAUGGCCCAGGCUCAAACCCAUCCUCAGUCCAUGGUCCAGCCUCAAACCCAUCCUCAGUCCAUGGCCCAUCCGCAAGCCCAUGCCCAGCCCAUGGUCCAGGCCCAAACCCAUCCUCAGUCCAUGGCCCAUCCUCAAACCCAUGCCCAGUCCAUGGUCCAGGUCCAGCACCCAGGCCAUAUUUCCCAGAGCCAAAUCCGUGCUUGGACUCAAGUUAGAGUUUCGUCCCCAGUGUCUGUCCAUCUUCCACAGGCUACAGCACAACCUCCACUUUACCCCCAAGGUUACUCCCCGGGUCAGUCCCCAACCCAGCAGUGGACACAAGACCCACAAAACCAAGCCAUUGGCCAGCACAGGCAUCCAAGUCCACAACCAUACCCUCAGCAAAUAGUUCAAGCUCCACAGUCUCAGGCUUAUCCAACAGUUCAGUGGCCCCAAGCUGGGCCUCAGCAGGGACCUCCAGUCAGGCCACCCGGGUAUUCUCUCACGGGGCCAUCGUAUCAAAUGCAAACACAAACCCAACCCUGGGCUCAAACACAACCUCAAAUGAGACCCCAGAGUCCCAUGCAACAACAAUCUCAGAUGAGUGCUUAUAAUUUGUUUCAUAUCCAGACGCAACAAGGCCAAGUUCAGCAACAGACUUGGGUUCAGGCACCACCUCAGCUUCAGCCACAGCCUUAUCCCCAGCCUCAAUCUCAGCAUUAUUCGCAGGUUCAGCAUCAGCAACAAACUCAGAGUCACCCUCAGAUGCAAGCUCAAAUACCUCCCCGAUCGCAACCACCACACCAAGCCCAUCAGCAGCUUCCAUUGCAGCCUCAGCUCCAACCCCAGCUGCAGGCCCAGUCCCAAACAAACAUCCAGACACAGUCAUCGGUACAAGUAAAGUCUCAGACCCAAACUCAGCAGCCUCAGCUCAAGCUUCAGUUCCAACAGCCACCUCCACAGCCAAAGGUUCAGUCACCAACUCAACCAAAAGAUGAAUCACCUCCACAACCCAAACCUCUGGCUCAAUUAGCACCACAACGAGACAUUCAAUCACCAAGUCAACCUAAGGUUCAGUCACCAACCCAACCCAAAGCUGAAUCACUGCCACAGACCAUACCGGAGCCCCAGUUGCCACUUCAACCCAUGGCUCAGUCACCAAUCAAGGCUGAAUCACCACCACAACCCAAACCACAGGCCCAAACAACACCACUACCCGAAGCUCAAUCAGCAACUCAACCCAAAUUUCAGUCACCAACCCAACCCAAGGCCCAAUCACCACCACAGACCCAAACAGCACCACUACCCAAAGCUCAGUCACCAACUCAGCCCAAGGCCCAAUCACUGCCACAGACCAAACCGCAGGCACAAUUUCAGGCUCAGUCACCACCGCUACCCAAGGCCCAAACUGCAGCACAAUCUAUGGCUCAAUCACCCCCACAGGCCAGACCUCAGACCCAACCACCUCCACAGUCAAAACCUCAGUCUCCUCCGCAACCCAAACCUCAACAGCCCCAAACUAUUCUCCUCUCCCAGGUCAAUGUGCUGCCUCAGUCACUGGCGGAGUCACCAGACCUGUGCAUUAAACCUCCGGCCCUGGCCCAGGCGCCUCCCCAGGCCUACACGGAGGCUUACGCCAAGGCCCAGGCUCUGGCCAGAAAUGGCUUUGAGGAGGCCAAGCACUGUCUGCAGGAGCACAUCCUGGAAACCAUCAACGUCUUUAAAAACAAAUGUACAACGGCCGAGCAAGCAUCAGCAAAAGAGGAGACUCUGAAGACCCUGGACCCAGAGUUACUAGAAGAGUUCUUGAGAGCGACCAAGGGCAUGGAGGCCUUUUGUACCCCGUCACAGCUCAGAGACAUGGAGUUCUUCACCCAGUCUGUCAGGACGCAGUGGGAGGCUGUGAGAGCUGAGAUCUCAGGCUUUGUGAAACAAUUACGUUUUGAAGUAACAAGGAAAGACUUUAACAAAGCUGCACUGCAGUGUGAGAUGCACUUAAGCUCCCGCUUAGAAAACCAAGAGCAGGCUUGUUUCUCAGCGGAGGGAAGCUUUGCCCAGGCAGGGCAGCACCUCGAGGCCCUGAAGGAGCUGUGUGACACCCUGAGCCCCGAGGACGCUCACCGCCUGGCCCAGACUCAGCUGAGGGAGUGUGAGACGAGGCUGGCUGCCAUCCAGCGACAGUUCAGCGGAGACCAAGAAGCACCACUCCCUGAUUCUAGGAUUCCCGUUGCCUUCAGCGAAGAUCUGAGCACAGAAAAGGAAACCACAAGACCAAGUGACAAACCUCAAAUCUCAGCUGAGAUGUUUCAAGUGGCAAUGAAGACAGUCGGUGUGGAGAGGAGGGAGGUUGAGAAGCAGACGUCUGUAGAGGAAGAAGUCACCAAGAAGGAGGCUUUAGAAAGAUAUGAGAAUGGUAAGAGGUCUCUGCAAGCCCAACUGGCUAAAAUCGAACAGAGCAUCAAGGAUGUCCCGUCUGACUCCGUCUCUCUGAAAGGCCUCCACACACGGCUCCAGGAAAUACAGUUCUUGAGGCAGGAGACAGAGUCUCUGUGGUCCGAGUACGCAAACCAGUGCUCCCAGUUGAGCGGGAACGCUGGUCUGGAGCAGGAGAAGGCGGAGCUGCAGGAGCAGUGGCGCGGCCAGCAGUCCAAACUUCAGAAGAGGGGCAGCUCGCUGGGCGACGCCCUCCGACAGAUCGACUCCACCGAGAACCACAUGGUGGACUUCACGGACCGCCUGGACCGCUACCUGAGACAGCCCAAAGACAUCACCGCCUUCACACUGGCCAACACCAACAUCCUGAAAGAUAUCAAGGAACUGGAUGACAACAUCCAGAGCGAGUUGGACCAGCUGUCCCGUCUAGACCCUGAAUCCAGCGACCUGGACCCCAGAGACUGCUUGCCUCUGUCCCGUGAGGUGGUGACUCACAGAACUAGCCUGGAUCAGCUCAGACAGCAGGUCCGGAAGAGUGAAGCAGCUGCCCGCGCCCUCGACCGCUUCCUCAUGUCGCUGCGUACCGUGGACGAAGACAUCUCCGGGGUCCAAGGCGCCCCUUGCAGCGACACCGUGGUGCUGCAGGACUGUCGCUCCAAGCUGGCUCUGAUCCGGCAGAGCAUCGACAGUCUGAAAGAAAAGGCGCCUCAGCUGGAUGUGCUCCUGCAAGGCGCCCGGCUGACGGUCACCAGGGACGGCGUCCCGGCCUCCUGCCUGGACAUGGUGACCGCCCUGCUGAGGAGGCUGGAGGAGGCCGACAGUGGGCUGGCCAGCCAGCAGAAGGGCCUCCAGAAGGAGACGCAGAGCAGAUCGCUGGGCCUGAGGAAGAGGACACAGCUGGGGGAGCUGAGGAAGCUGCAGGAAACGAUCGAGUCACAAGGCCUGAAGGAGCCCACCAUACCGGCUGUGCAACACAGGCUGCGUGGCCUGUCAGAUUUGGAGGGUCAGCUGCAGGCCCAGCUCGUAGAGAUCCAGAACCUCCGAGAACUUCAAGAGAAACAGGGAGGAGGAGAAGAACUCCUUCAGGAGCUGGAGACGCAGUGGAAGGAGACGCAGAGAGGUUUUUCUGACAGGAAGAAGCAGUGCAGCGUCCUGCUGGAGCUGCUGAAGAAGUUCCAGAGCUGCCGCAGUCACCUGAGCAACACCAUGCAGAAAGCAGAGCAGACCGUCGGUGAUCAGGCCUCCUACCUGGGCAAGGACAACCUGCAGAGAACUAUUACCAAGGUGGGUGAUAUUAAGGAGGAGCUCGGUGGUGUUGGGGUUCACAUGGAGGAGAUGAGGGGUGUUUGCAGACAGCUGCAGUCUCAACUGAAGAAGUUCCCAGACUGCAGUGAGACUCCCUUCGAAGCCGAGGCCGACACAGUCAUGGACAACUGGCUGGACGUGACGGAGAAGACAGACGCCUACAUGGAUAACCUGCGGGUGGCGCUGGAGCUAUGGGAGAAGCAGCUGAUGCUGGGUGGAGAGGUGGACGGCUGGGCGGGGGCCAAACUGGCUAUGUUUGCAGAGAGCCAUCCCUUCCACAACGAGCAACAAGUACUCGCCAUGAGGGAUGAGAUCCAUGCCAAUGAGGAGAACAUUGAGCAUUUCCACAAGAAGUCAGUAGAGAUCCAGGAGAUGCUGCAGAGUCAGGAAGCCCCGCUGGAGCUGCAGGUGAUGGAAACCCAGCUGAGGAAGAGGAUGGAGCAGGUGAAGGAGCUGUUUGCCGACUGCACCGACGUCUUUGAGGAGCUGAUGGCUGUGAAGAAACACCUGGCUGAGAAGGUAGAGGAGUGCCAGUCAGCCGUAGAGGUCAUCCAGUGCUCCAUCAGUAAUGUUGAUGCGUCACAACCAAAGGUUGAAGACCAGAUGAAGCAUCUGUGUGAUGACCUGGAGGCUCAGGAGGAGCAGGCUGAGGCUGCGCUGAAGGAGGUUGGUCUGGUUUCCAGCGUGGCCAGUCCUCAGGUGCUGGAGGCGCUGUCUGUAGACUGCACCAGGCUGAGGGAGGCCAUCUCCCGCACCAAGGACAUGAUCCACCUGAAGAGAGAGGAGAGGGACAAAGGCCUGCUCAAGGUCCUCAAAGAUGAAAGACAGUCGUUUGAGGAAUGCUUCCAGGAUUUGCAGCUGUCGGUCAACGAGUGCUUUGAACACCCUGAGAGCAGAACAGACGUGGAAACAUCCCUGCAGAGACUCACUGGUUUCUUAAAAUCCAAGGAUGCAGAGAGACGUCUGGAGCAGCUGAAAAGUCAGCUGGACAGAGGCAGCCAGCAGGUUCCUCCCCAGCAGCUCUCUGAGUUCACCGACUGGCUGAAGGAGCAGCAGAAGGAGGUGGGAACGUUCAGAACACACUGCCUCAACAGGCAGAAACAAAUGGAGCCUCUACUCAGUGACUUGAACAGUCUGCAGAAGCAGCACGACAGCUUCCGUGAGUGGCUGCAGAACAAAGAGAAACUAUCUGUGGAGUCGGACAAAGUCAAACAUCUUCUGAAAGACCUUCAGGAUGAGAGCAGCAGAGCUGACACCCUCAGUGAGCUGUUAGCAUCAGUACGCAGACAAGGCGUCCGAGCUGAAAGCCUCCUGAAGGACGGUGAUAACCUGAUACAACGCUACAGAAACCUGGAAGGCCGGCUGCAGAAGCAGGCUGACGCCCAGAGCGCCCUGGAGGGGGAGUUUGACAAGUUUAAUACCCAGGCUAAGAGCACCAGGACCUGGAUAGCUGACCUUGUUCAACCCCUCACCUCCUCUGACAAAGAUACCCAGACAGAGGAGAUGAAACACAAAGCUCAGGCCAUCCUGAGCUCCAAACCUGAGGGAGACGCUAAAGUGGACGACCUGAGAAAGCAAAGCAAACGUCUGUGUGAGCAGGAGGAGCUGAAGAAGGGCAGGAAACAGGAAGUUCAGCAGGCGGUCAGAGAAACGGAGGAGCAGUGGAGGACGGCUCUGCGGUCAGCUGAGGAGAACCUCAGCAAGGCGGAGACGCAGGCGCUGCUAGACAAGGACUUGGACGCCGUCAAAACCCAGAAUGAAAAUGUUCAGUCCUGGAUCAGAGACCUGGAGCAGAACAUGCAGUCGCUUGGUGGUUGCAUGCAAGUUGAAGAAAAGCUCCAGGUUGCGCAAGCUACUCUGAGCUCCAGGCCUGACGGAGAUUCAAAGCUCCAGGAUCUGAAGCGACAGUGUCAGAGUCUGUGUGACAACCAGAGCUUGGACGAGAGCAGGAGACGAGAGGUUCAGGACGCAGUCAGACAAACGGAGGAGCGGUGGAGGAAAGUGUUGCAGGCUGCCGAGGAGGGUCUCAACAAGGCAGGGACUGAAGCCACCACUGAACGGGACUUUGAUGCUUUCAAAACCCAAAGUGAAAGCCUCCAGUCCUGGAUCAGAGAGCAGAAGCAGAAGCUGGUGUCUCUUAGUAGUAACAUGCCGUUUGAAGAAAGGUUACAGGUCGCACAGGCUGUACUGAACUCCAAACCCGAGGGAGAGUCCAAGGUGCUCCACCUGAAGACUCGAUGUGAAGGUCUGUGUGAGCAUCUGGAGGAGAGCAAGAAACCAGAGGUUCAGCAGCUGGUAAAAGACGCAGAGCAGCAGUGGAGAGCAGUUCAGCAGACCGCCAGGCAGGCGGAGCUCCGGAGUCUCUCAGACGACUUCGACACUCAGAGUACCAACACUCAGUCGUGGAUCAGAGACCGACAGCAGAAGCUACAGUCUGUGGGCAGCCACACACCACCUGAAGAGAGACGUCACACAGCCCAGAGCAUCCUGAGCUCCAAACCUGACGGUGACUGUACGGUUAACAACCUGAGGAGGCGGGGCCAGUGUGUGUGUGACCAUCAGGACGCGGUCCAGGGCAGGAAAGUCCACGUUCAGAAGACCAUCAGAGACACGGAGGAGCAGUGGAGGACGGUCCUGCAGGCUGCUAAACAGGUGGAAGCUGCUGCAGGAGCCGAGAUCACCCAGAAGACUGAGGAUAGAACGACGGAGCUGAUUGAAUUUGACACCCAGCAGCAGGACACUGGCAGCUGGCUCACAGACCUCCAGCAUCAACUGGACUCGGUGAAAAGCCAAACCAAAGCUGAGGACAGACUGCGCACCGCUCAGGCCAUUAUGAGCUCCAAGAACGAAGGAGACUCGAAGCUCCAGGAGCUCAGGAGACGAGGCCAGAGUUUGUGCGAUCAGGACCUGGAGGAACCCAAAAAACAAGAGGUUCAACAGAAAGUGAGAGGCGCGGAGGAGCAGUGGACGAGAGUCCUGCAAGAUGCUAAACAAGCCGUGGACCAGGCUGGGAGGCAGAGUGCUCUGCAGGGCCAGCUGAAGGACUACGAAGCCGUGAGAGAAAACACCAGAUCCUGGCUGCAGGACAAGCAGCAGAGCCUCGUCUCUCUGGACAGUCAGACAGACCCAGAGGAGACGAUACACACUGCUCAGACUGUCCUGAGCUGUAAGCCUGAGGGAGACUCCAAGCUGACGGAGCUGAGGAGACAGAGCCAGAGUCUGUCCGAGGAGGAGGAGCUGGAGGAGAACACGAGACAGGAGGCUCAGCAGAUGGUGAAAGACUCCGAGGAGUGGUGGAGGACGGUCCUGCAGACCGCCGAGAACACUCUGCAGAAAGCCGAGGUGCAAUACUCGCUCUCCAGGGAGCUGGAGGCCUUCCGCACCAAAGCAGAGAGCACCAAGACCUGGGUCAAAAAGCUGCAGCAGCAGGCCAAGUCCAAAGGGAGCGGCACGCAGGGCAGCCGGGCUCAGAUAGAGGACAGGCUGAACACUGCACAGGCCAUCUUGAGCUCCAAGUCGAAGGGUGAGGCUCAAGUGAUGGAGCUGAAUAGACGAGCGCAGAGUAUGUGUGAGCAGAAGGACCUGCAGGAAGACAAGAAACUGGAGGUUCAGCAGACGAUCCGAGACACCGAGCAGCAGUGGAGGACGGUCCUGCAGGCUGCUGAGGAGACACGGAGGCAGUUGAAGGGUGUUGUGGAGCGCCUGGUGUCCUGUCAGCACCAGCGAGGCCAGACUGAGGCCCGUCUGUCUGAGGUUCAGAAGCAGACGUCAAACCUGCCGCGGGUCUUCCCGUGGCCGGGCCUCGGAGAGCGGAGGCAGGCGGUGGAAAAGGCCCGGACCCUGCUGGACCAGAGCACGGCUUUGGCCCCCGUCCUCUCAGGCCUCCGCACACAGGCUGCAGAGCUGUUUGAGAUCACACAGGACCCUGGAUGGUCAGAUCCGUCCUGGGCGGCCAAGGAGGACUCCAUUCCUGCUCUGCUGAAAGAGCUCACCGAUGCGGUAGCUCACCUGGAGCAGGGGAUCCUGACGGAGAGGCAGUGCACCCAGCUGGUGGAGCAGCAUGAAGCAGCCCAGGACUGGCUGAGGGAGCACGUUAAAGGCCUGGGACCUUCUCCAGCCGACAGAAAGGGUCUGCACAGCGCCAUCAACACUCUGAAGGCUUUGCUCCAGACGGUGGACAGGGAGCAGCGAGAGAUGAAGGAGCUGGACGCUGCCAGAGACAGUUUGCUGAGCCUCUGCACCACCGGAGGUCGGGAUGCCCUGACCCUGGAGGUCGGCCAUCUCCACGACCUCUGUGCCACCUCGGAGAAGGAGGUGAGGGAACGCCUGGUGGUCUGUGAAGCGCGGCUGGAGGAGCUGGACGGUCAGCUGGCCAGGAGGGCCCAGGGGCUGAAGGAGAGAGCUGCUGCCCUGCAGUGGGAGCUCCGCUCUCUGGACCAGGCGCUCAGUUACAGCGAACCACAGAACAACAUCGCUCAGCUCCAGCAGCACUGGCACAGCCUUCAGAACUGUGAGAAAUCACUGAAAGAUUUGGAUGUGAAAGUUCAGGACCUUCACAAGGAAGUAAAAGCGACAUCUGCCACUGACGAGCUGCCAGCAGAGGUUAUGACUGCGGUGGAGUCCUUAUGCCAGCAACAUGACAGUCUAAAGUCCAGGCUGAGUGAGCGUCAAGGUACCUGCUCUACAAACACAGCUCGCUGUCUGAUGGACUGUCUUCACGCCCUGCAGGAAUGGAACCACAGCAAACCAUCACAGUCCAUUUCUUCUGUCAAGGUGACAUUAGAGGAAGGUGAAAAGUUGCAGGCCAACCUGCGAGAGGCGCUUUCUCACCAGCAGCUUCUAACCGACUGUUUGUUGCCAGUCUUGGCAGAGAAACUGGAGAGACACGGUUCAGAGACACUCAAAGAAGCAGACAAACACAAGGCUUCUCUCAGCCAGAACUUAAAGGAACUUGAUGGAAAGAGUAAACAAAAGCUGCCCGAUGUCGUUGAUGCUAAUCUAGAAGAGACAAAGACAUCUGUAAUGGCAACACCACCACCACGAAAAAGCAAGCAUUCACCUGAGAAAAAACAUCAAGUUAAACUACAAAAGAGCAUUCCCUUAACAGAAAAAUCGAUUGAGGAUGAACUGUCAGUUUCAGUUGAGCUGCAAACUGAGGCUAAAGCAUUAAAGCCUACUGUGACAGCAGUCACGGAAGUCAUAAAAAUUACUAGUGUGGAGAAAACCAGAAUUGAACCAACAAAAAAGAAAUCUCAGAGUCCAACAUAUGCUUCAGAACCUUUUACAGCACAACGUUGCGACACUUCUCAAGAGGCACUGUUUAAAAGUACAAAGCUAGAUACCACAGCUGAGCCUGUUGGAGCUGAGCAAAUUAAAUCUGCUGUUGAGGAACCUUUACUGAUCCAAAAGGUCAUUGAGCAGUCUGCACCUGGUGUUAGUGAGAAAACUACACCUGUACCAUCCAGGAGAAAGACCAAGACUUCAGCCACUGGUACACAGCCUUCCCAGACAAAGGUGGAGCCUGAAAUGGUGAAAACUAUUAUUACUCAAGAGUCACCCAGAGAUCCGACAGGAACUGCUGCUGUGGAAGAAACAAAGCGUAUCGCAACCAUUAUUCUAGAUGCAUCAGAGCCAUUCACUUCUGUUCCUGUAACAACUGAUGUUGCAUUUGAACUCACAACUAAGUCAGUCACAAAGCAAGCUAAGACCCCGGUUGUCGAGCAAGCCAAGUUUGGACCUACCAGUAAAGAGUCAAAGAGUGCAGACGUGUCCUUAAACACUACUGUUGCAAAACCUGCUCAGACCAAAGUCGAUGCUGAGAACCUGAGUUCUCCCCUAACGUCAGCUCCUAUCACAGAAACAGAUGCUGAGCAACCCAAGUCUGUACAAAAAGGACAAGAGUCAAAGAGUUCAAAAAUGUCCACAACUUCAGAGCCAGUCUCGCCAAUCAAAAGAAAGUCAAAGAGUAAAAGUGAGAGUCUAAAACUUGCCCCAGAAUUUUCUUACAAGGAGAAAACGCAGACCAUGGAAAAGUCUGACAGUCAGUAUCCUUUACUGAGAUCCAAGGAGAAAACUGAAGCUGCUGUUGUGGAGGAAGAAACUAAGAUUGUACCAACGAGGAGGAAGUCAAAGAGUCCUGACAUUUCCACUGUUCCAGAGCCAGUGUCAGCCGUUGAUAGCACUACAGGUGUGGUGAAGGAACCUAAAAAGUCUUCAGAGCCAACAACACUUUCUCUGAAACAGGCCAACCAGCAAACAGCAAAGAUGACAGAAGAAACUGAAACUGUUGUUGUGGAAGAAACUAAAGUUAUACCAACCAGGGGGAAACCAAAGGGUCUUGAGGUAUCCACAGUUACAGAGCCAGUGUCUGCCCUUGGUAGAAUUACUGGUUUGGAAACAAAACAAGAACCUGAAAAUUACACCGCAACCCCAGAGUUUGUUCAAGGGCAAGCUAAAACUGCUGUUGUGGAACAAAGUAAACUUCUACCACCCAAGAGAAAGUCAAAGAGCACAGAACCCCCUCUUAAACUUGCUGACACUGAGGUACCUCAGACAAGGGUAGAACCUGAAGAUCAAAAAUCUUCUUUGAGUUCCAGUGACCAAAAUAAAAGUGUUGUUACUGAAGCAACAAAGCUUGUACCAACCAGAAGAAAGUCAAAGAAUGGUGACUUUUCCACAACCCAUGUUAGAUCACCUGAUGUGGAGUCUGAACAAAAUAAGAAGGAACUUGACCGUCAAAAAUCUUCAACUCCAGAUGUGGUCACAGGACGAACUGAAAGUACUGUUGUGGAAAAAGGAAAGCUUUCACCUACCAAAGGAAGGUCAGAGGGUCUGAAACUUUCCCCAGAACAGCUCCAAGAAAAGAAAGUGGCCACAAUUAUUCUGGACACAGUUGUACCAUCAUCAGAACGUGAGCUCUUGCCAACCACAAGAAAGUCAAAGAGUCCAAAAGUUUCUCCAGAACUCGCUCACAAGAAGAAAACACAGGCCAUGGAAAAGCCUGACAGUCAUAUAACUGAAGCUGCUGUUGUGGACGAGACUAAGGUUAUAUCAAACAGGAGGAAGUCAAAGGAAGAGCCUGACAGUCAGAAGCUACCUUCAACUCCUGGUGUGGUCACAGGACCAACUGAAAGUACUGUUGUGAAAAAAGGAGAGCUUUCACCAACCAAAAGAAAGUCGAAGGGUCUGAAACUUUCCCCAGAACUUGCUAUCACAGAUCUGACAAAGACCAAGGAAGAGCCUGACAGUCAGAAGCCAUCUUCAACUCCAGAGAUGGCCACAACAACAACAACUGAAAUUACUGUUGUGGAAAAAGGAAAGCUUUCACCUACCAAAGGAAAGUCAAGGGGUCUGAAACCUUCCCCAGAACAGCUCCAAGAAAAGAAAGUGGCCACGAUUAUUCUGGACAUAGUUGAACAGCCAUCAGAAAAAGUGGAUUCUUGUAUUUCGUCUCCUCAUGAACUUGAACUUGCCAAGGAUGUGACAGAGACCAUAAAAGAGUCUGACAGACAGAAGUCUUUAGAGAAAAAAGAAGCUGUUUUGAAGGAGACAAAGAUCAUAAAGUCUGGCAUUGGUGGGACUGUUGAUUUGAAGUCUAAGGAAGUAAAGAAAGAACUUGAAAGUGGGAGGGCUUCUUCAACUACACAGGUAGUCACAGAAGAAACUGAAACAACUAUUGUGGAAGAACGUGAGCUCUUGCCAACCACAAGAAAGUCAAAGAGUCAAAAAGUUUCUCCCGAACUCGCUCACAAGAAGGAAACACAGGCCAUGGAAAAGCCUGACAGUCAGAUCACUGAAGCUGCUGUUGUGGACAAACCUAAGGUUAUGCGAAACAGGAGGAAGUCAAAGGAAGAGCCUGACAGUCAGAAGCCAUCUUCAACUCCAGAGGUGGCCACAACAACUAGAGUCACUGUUGUUGGAAAAUUAGAGCUUUCACCUACCAAAGGAAAGUCAAAGGGUCUGAAACUUUCCCCAGAACAGCUCCAAGAAAAGAAAGUAGCCACAAUUAUUCUGGACACAGUUGUGCAAACAUCAGAAAAAGUGGAUACUUGUAUUUCGUCUCCUCGUGCUGAACCUAUGGAAUCUGUCCUUAAACCCAUUUCAACCAUAGCUAAACCUCCACAUACUGAGUUACAGGGGCUUAAAGACAGAUCUAAAGAGGCUCCAGAGCAAACCAUUACCCAGUCUACAGAGAGAGACCGAAGUACAAUUCCUCAAACACAACCACCUCACUCCAGCGAGGUGGCAGACUACAUUGACAAGUUAUGGGAAAACACAGGUGAAAUUCAGAAGAGAUAUCUGGUCCUUGAUAUGCCUGAGGUGGGUGUCACUCAGACAAGAGAGAUAAAGCCAGAUCAGCCAGCAGCAGCGAUGCCUCAUAAGGCAGGGGCUGAAUUUUCAGAAAAAAGCUCCUCUGAGCAAGGAGUAAUGAGACCAAGUGAAACUGUGAGUCAGCUGAAGCUCACACAGGAACAAACCAAACAGGACAAGGAUUAUGAGGGUCUUAAACUUUCCCCAGAAUUUGCUACCACAGAUCUGACAAAGACCAAGGAAGAGCCUGACAGUCAGAAGCCAUCUUCAACUCCAGAAGUGGUCACAGCACCAACUGAAAUUACUGUUCAAGAAAAAGGUAAACUUUCACCAACCAAAACAAGGUCGCAGGGUCUUAAACUCUCACCUGAACUUGCCAACACUGAGCUGACAAAGACCAAGGAAGAGCCUGACAGUCAGAAGCCAUCUUCAACUCCAGAGGUGUCCACAGCACCAACUGAAAUUACUGUUGUGGAAAAAGGUAAACUUUCACCAACCAAAAGAAAGACUAAGGAUCUGAAACAUUUCCCAGAACUUGCUACCACUGAACUGACAAAGACCAAGGAAGAGCCUGACAGUCAGAAACCAUCUUCAACUCCAGAGGUGGUCACAAAAACAACUGAAAUUACUGUUGAAAAGGGAGAACUUUCACCGACCAAAAGAAAGACUAAGGGUCUUAAACUCUCACCUGAACUUGCUAGCACUGAGCUGACAAAGACCAAGGAAGAGCCUGACAAACAGAAACCAUCUUCAACUCCAGAAGUGGUCACAAAAACAACUGAAAUUACUGUUGAAAAGGGAGAACUUUCACCGACCAAAAGAAAGACUAAGGGUCUUAAACUCUCACCUGAACUUGCUACCACUGAGCUGACAAAGACCAAGGAAGAGCCCGACAGUCAGAAGCCAUCUUCAACUCCAGAGGUGUCCACAGCACCAACUGAAAUUACUGUUGUGGAAAAAGGUGAACUUUCACCAACCAAAAGAAAGACUAAGGGUCUCAAACUUUCCCCAGAACUUCCUAUCACUGAGCUGACAAAGACCAAGGAAGAGCCUGACAGUCAGAAGCCAUCUUCAACUCCAGAGGUGGUCACAGCAACAACUGAAAUUACUGUUGUGGAAAAAGGAGAACUUUCAUCAACCAAAAUAAAGUCUAAGGAUCUGAAACUUUCCUCAGAAAUUGCCACCACAGAGUUGACAAAGACCAAAGAAGAGCCUGACAUUCAGAAUCCAUUUUCAACUCCAGAGUUGGCCAAAGCACCAACUAAAAUUACUGUUGAAAAAGGUGAACUUUCACCGACCAAAAGAAAGACUAAGGGUAUCAAACUUGCCCCAGAAUUUGCUACCACAGGGCUUACAAAGACCAAGGAAGAGCCUGACGGUCAGAAGCCAUCCUUAAAUCCAGAGGUGGUCACAGCAACAACUAAAAUUUCUGUUGUGGAAAAAUGUGAACUUUCACCAACCAAAAGAAAGUCUAAGGAUCUUAAACUUUCCUCAAAAAUUGCCACCCCAGAGUUGGCAAAGACCAAAGAAGAGCCUGACAGGCAGAAACUAUCUUCAGCUCCAAAGGUGGUCACAGACACAACUGGAAUUACUGUUGAAAAAGGAGAGCUUUCACCAACCAAAACAAAGUCGAAGGGUGAGAAACUUUCCCCAGAAUUUGCUACCACAGGGCUGACAAAGUCCAAGGAAGAGCCUGACAGGCAGAAACCAUCUUCAACUCCAGAGGUGGUCACAACGACAACUGAAAUAACUGUUUUAGAAAAAGGAGAACUUUCACCAACCAAAAUGAAGUCUAAGGACCUGAAACAUCCCUCAGAAUUUGCCGCCACAGAGUUGGCAAAGACCAAAGGAGAGCCUGACCGUCAGAAGCCAUCUUCAACUCCAGAGGUGGUCACAGCAACAACUGAAAUUUCUGUUGUAGAAAAAGCUGAACUUUCACCAACCAAAAGAAAGUCUAAGGAUCUGAAACAAUCCCCAGAACUUGCUAGCACUGCGCUGACAAAGACCAAGGAAGAGCCUGAUAGUCAGAAGCCAUCUUCAACUCCAGAGGUGGUCACAGCAAGAACUGAAAUUUCUGUUGAAAAGGGAGAACUUUCACCAACCAAAAGAAAGACUAAGGAUCUGAAACAUUCCCCAGAACUUGCUAGCACUGAGCUGACCAAGACAAAGACCAAGGAAGAGCCUGACAGGCAGAAAUCAUCUUCAACUCCAGAGGUGGUCACAAUGACAACUGAAAUUACUGUUGUGGAAAAAGGUGAACUUUCACCAACCAAAGGAAAGUCUAAGGAUCUGAAAAAUUCCACAGAACUUGCUAGCACUGAGCUGAGAAAGACCAAGGAAGAACCUAACAAACAGAAACCAUCUUCAACUCCAGAGGUUGUCACAACAACAACUGAAAUUACUGUUGUGGAAAAAGGUGAACUUUCACCAACCAAAGGAAAGUCUAAGGAUCUGAAACAUUCCACAGAACUUGCUAGCACGGAGCUGACCAAGACCAAGGAAGAGCCUGACCGUCAGAAACCAUCUUCAACUCCAGGGGUGGCCACAGCAACAACUGAAAUUACAGUUGAAAAAGGUGAACUUUCACCAACCAAAAGAAAGACUAAGGGUCUCAAACUUUCCCCAGAACUUACUACCACUGAGCUGACAAAGACCAAGGAAGAGCCUGACAGGCAGAAACCAUCUUCAACUCCAGAGGUGAUCACAACGACAACUGAAAUUACUGUUGUGGAAAAAGGUGAACUUUCACCAACCAAAGGAAAGUCUAAGGAUCUGAAACAUUCCACAGAACUUGCUAGCACUAGGCUGACCAAGACCAAGGAAGAGCCUGACCGUCAGAAACCAUCUUCAACUCCAGGGGUGGCCACAGCAACAACUGAAAUUACAGUUGAAAAAGGUGAACUUUCACCAACCAAAAGAAAGACUAAGGGUCUCAAACUUUCCCCAGAACUUGCUAGCACUGAGCUGACAAAGACAAAGACCAAGGAAGAGCCUGACAGGCAGAAACCAUCUUCAACUCCAGAGGUGGUCAUAGCAACAACUGAAAUAACUGUUUUAGAAAAAGGAGAACUUUCACCAACCAAAAUGAAGUCUAAGGACCUGAAACAUCCCUCAGAAUUUGCCGCCACAGAGUUGGCAAAGACCAAAGGAGAGCCUGACCGUCAGAAGCCAUCUUCAACUCCAGAGGUGGUCACAAUGACAACUGAAAUUACUGUUGUGGAAAAAGGUGAACUUUCACCAACCAAAGGAAAGUCUAAGGAUCUGAAACAUUCCCCAGAACUUGCUAGCACUGAGCUGACAAAGACCAAGGAAGAACCUAACAAACAGAAACCAUCUUCAACUCCAGAGGUUGUCACAACAACAACUGAAAUUACUGUUGUGGAAAAAGGUGAACUUUCACCAACCAAAGGAAAGUCUAAGGAUCUGAAACAUUCCACAGAACUUGCUAGCACUGAGCUGACCAAGACCAAGGAAGAGCCUGACAGGCAGAAACCAUCUCCAACUCUAGAGGUGGCCACAGCACCAACUGAAAUUACAAUUGAAAAAGGUGAACUUUCACCAACCAAAAGAAAGACUAAGGGUCUCAAACUUCCCCCAGAACUUGUUAGCACUGAGCUGAGAAAGACAAAGACCAAGGAAGAGCCUGACAGACAGAAACCAUCGUCAACUGCAGAGGUGGUCACAGCAACAACUGAAAUUACAGUUGAAAAAGGUGAACUUUCACCAACCAAAGGAAAGACUAAGGGUCUCAAACUUUCCCCAGAACUUGCUAGCACUGAGCUGAGAAAGACAAAGACCAAGGAAGAGCCUGACAGGCAGAAACCAUCUUCAACUCCAGCGGUGGUCACAAUGACAACUGAAAUUACUGUUGUGGAAAAAGGUGAACUUUCACCAACCAAAGGAAAGUCUAAGGAUCUGAAACAUUCCACAGAACUUGCUAGCACUGAGCUGAGAAAGACAAAGACCAAGGAAGGGCCUGACAGGAAUAAACCAUCGUCAACUGCAGAGGUGGUCAUAGCAACAACUGAAAUUACUGUUGUGGAAAAAGGUGAACUUUCACCAACCAAAGGAGAGUCUAAGGAUCUGAAACAUUCCCCAGAACUUGCUAGCACUGAGCUGACCAAGACCAAGGAAGAGCCUGACAGGCAGAAACCAUCUUCAACUCCAGAGGUGGCCACAGCACCAACUGAAAUUACAGUUGAAAAAGGUGAACUUUCACCAACCAAAAGAAAGACUAAGGGUCUCAAACAUUCCCCAGAACUUGCUAGCACUGAGCUGAGAAAGACAAAGACCAAGGAAGAGCCUGACAUACAGAAACCAUCUUCAACUCCAGAGGUGGUCAUAGCAACAACUGAAAUUACUGUUGUGGAAAAAGGUGAACUUUCACCAACCAAAGGAAAGUCUAAGGAUCUGAAACAUUCCCCAGAACUUGUAAGCACUGAGCUGACAAAGACCAAGGAAGAGCCUGACAGGCAGAAACCAUCUCCAACUCCAGAGGUGGUCACAACGACAACUGAAAUUACUGUUGUGGAAAAAGGUGAACUUUCACCAACCAAAAGAGAGUCUAAGGAUCUGAAACGUUCCCCAGAACUUGCUACCACUGAGCUGACAAAGACCAAGGAAGAGCCUGACAGGAAGAAACCAUCGUCAACUGCAGAGGUGGUCACAACGACAACUGAAAUUACUGUUGUGGAAAAAGGUGAACUUUCACCAACCAAAGGAAAGUCUAAGGAUCUGAAACAUUCCCCAGAACUUGCUAGCACUGAGCUGACAAAGACCAAGGAAGAACCUAACAAACAGAAACCAUCUUCAACUCCAGAGGUUGUCACAACAACAACUGAAAUUACUGUUGUGGAAAAAGGUGAACUUUCACCAACAAAAGGAAAGUCUAAGGAUCUGAAACAUUCCCCAGAACUUGCUAGCACUGAGCUGACAAAGACCAAGGAAGAGCCUGACAGUCAGAAACCAUCUUCAACUCCAGAGGUGGUCAUAGCAACAACUGAAAUUACUGUUGUGGAAAAAGGUGAACUUUCACCAACCAAAGGAGAGUCUAAGGAUCUGAAACAUUCCCCAGAACUUGCUAGCACUGAGCUGACCAAGACCAAGGAAGAGCCUGACAGGCAGAAACCAUCUUCAACUCCAGAGGUGGCCACAGCACCAACUGAAAUUACAGUUGAAAAAGGUGAACUUUCACCAACCAAAAGAAAGACUAAGGGUCUCAAACAUUCCCCAGAACUUGCUAGCACUGAGCUGAGAAAGACAAAGACCAAGGAAGAGCCUGACAUACAGAAACCAUCUUCAACUCCAGAGGUGGUCAUAGCAACAACUGAAAUUACUGUUGUGGAAAAAGGUGAACUUUCACCAACCAAAGGAAAGUCUAAGGAUCUGAAACAUUCCCCAGAACUUGUAAGCACUGAGCUGACAAAGACCAAGGAAGAGCCUGACAGUCAGAAACCAUCUACAACUCCAGAGGUGGUCACAACGACAACUGAAAUUACUGUUGUGGAAAAAGGUGAACUUUCACCAACCAAAAGAGAGUCUAAGGAUCUGAAACGUUCCCCAGAACUUGCUACCACUGAGCUGACAAAGACCAAGGAAGAGCCUGACAGGAAGAAACCAUCGUCAACUGCAGAGGUGGUCACAACGACAACUGAAAUUACUGUUGUGGAAAAAGGUGAACUUUCACCAACCAAAGGAAAGUCUAAGGAUCUGAAACAUUCCCCAGAACUUGCUAGCACUGAGCUGACAAAGACCAAGGAAGAACCUAACAAACAGAAACCAUCUUCAACUCCAGAGGUUGUCACAACAACAACUGAAAUUACUGUUGUGGAAAAAGGUGAACUUUCACCAACAAAAGGAAAGUCUAAGGAUCUGAAACAUUCCCCAGAACUUGCUAGCACUGAGCUGACAAAGACCAAGGAAGAGCCUGACAGUCAGAAACCAUCUUCAACUCCAGAGGUGGCCACAGCAUCAACUGAAAUUUCUGUUGAAAAAGGUGAACUUUCACCAACCAAAGGAAAGUCUAAGGAUCUGAAAAAUUCCACAGAACUUGCUAGCACUGAGCUGACCAAGACCAAGGAAGAGCCUGACAGGCAGAAACCAUCUCCAACUCCAGAGGUGGCCACAGCACCAACUGAAAUUAUAGUUGAAAAAGGUGAACUUUCACCAACCAAAAGAAAGACUAAGGGUCUCAAACUUUCCCCAGAACUUGCUAGCACUGAGCUGAGAAAGACAAAGACCAAGGAAGAGCCUGACAUACAGAAACCAUCUUCAACUCCAGAGGUGGUCAUAGCAACAACUGAAAUUACUGUUGUGGAAAAAGGUGAACUUUCACCAACCAAAGGAAAGUCUAAGGAUCUGAAACAUUCCCCAGAACUUGCUAGCACUGAGCUGACAAAGACCAAGGAAGAGCCUGACAUACAGAAACCAUCUUCAACUCCAGAGGUGGUCACAACGACAACUGAAAUUACUGUUGUGGAAAAAGGUGAACUUUCACCAACCAAAGGAAAGUCUAAGGAUCUGAAACAUUCCCCAGAACUUGCUAGCACUGAGCUGACAAAGACCAAGGAAGAACCUAACAAACAGAAACCAUCUUCAACUCCAGAGGUUGUCACAACAACAACUGAAAUUACUGUUGUGGAAAAAGGUGAACUUUCACCAACCAAAAGAAAGACUAAGGGUCUCAAACUUUCCCCAGAACUUGCUACCACUGAGCUGACAAAGACCAAAGAACAGCCUGAAAGUCAGAAGCCAUCUUCAACUCCAGAGGUGGUCACAGCAAGAACUGAAAUGACUGUUGAGGAAAAAGGUGAACUUUCACCAACCAAAAGAGAGUCUAAGGAUCUGAAACAUUCCCCAGAACUUGCUAGCACUGAACUGACAAAGACCAGGGAAGAGCCUGACAGACAGAAACCAUCUUCAACUCCAGGGGUGGCCACAGCACCAACUGAAUUUACUGUUGUGGAAAAAGGUGAACUUUCACCAACCAAAAGAAAGACUAAGGGUCUCACACUUUCCCCAGAACUUGCUACCACUGAGCUGACAAAGACCAAGGAAGAGCCUGACAAACAGAAACUAUCUUCAACUCCAGAGGUGGCCACAGCAUCAACUGAAAUUUCUGUUGAAAAAGGUGAACUUUCACCAACCAAAAGAAAGACUAAGGGUCUCAAACUUUCCCCAGAACUUGCUACCACUGAGCUGACAAAGACCAAGAUCAAGGAAGAGCCUGACAUACAGAAACCAUCUUCAACUCCAGAGGUGGUCAUAGCAACAACUGAAAUUACUGUUGUGGAAAAAGGUGAACUUUCACCAACCAAAGGAAAGUCUAAGGAUCUGAAACAUUCCCCAGAACUUGCUACCACUGAGCUGACAAAGACCAAGGAAGAGCCUGACAGGAAGAAACCAUCGUCAACUGCAGAGGUGGUGAUAGCAACAACUGAAAUUACUGUUGUGGAAAAAGGUGAACUUUCACCAACCAAAAGAGAGUCUAAGGAUCUGAAACGUUCCCCAGAACUUGCUACCACUGAGCUGACAAAGACCAAGGAAGAGCCUGACAGGAAGAAACCAUCGUCAACUGCAGAGGUGGUCACAGCAACAACUGAAAUUGCUCUUGUGGAAAAAGGUGAACUUUCACCAACCAAAAGAAAGAAUAAGGAUCUGAAUCUUUCCUCAGAAAUUGCCACCACAGAGUUGGCAAAGACCAAAGAACAGCCUGACAUUCAGAAGCCAUCAUCAACUGCAAAGGUGGCCACAGCACCAACUGAAAUUACUUUUGAAAAAGGUGAACUUUCACCAUCCAAAAUAAAGUCUAAGGAUCUGAAACAUUCCCCAGAACUUGCUAGCACUGAGCUGACAAAGACCAAGGAAGAGCCUGACAGUCAGAAGCCAUCUUCAACUCCACAGGUGGCCACAGCAUCAACUGAAAUUUCUGUUGAAAAAGGUGAACUUUCACCAACCAAAAGAAAGUCUAAGGAUCUGAAACAUUCCCCAGAACUUGCUAGCACUGAGCUGACAAAGACCAAGGAAAAGCCUGACAGACAGAAACCAUCUUCAACACCAGAGGUGGCAACAGCAUCAAUUGAAAUGACUGUUGAGGAAAAAGGUGAACUUUCACCAACCAAAAGAAAGACUAAGGGUCUCAAACUUUCCCCAGAACUUGCUACCACUGAGCUGACAAAGACCAAGGAAGUGCCUCACCGUCAGAAACCAUCUUCAACUCCAGGGGUGGCCACAGCAACAACUGAAAUUAUUGUUGAAAAAGGUGAACUUUCACCAACAAAAAGAAAGACUAAGGGUCUCAAACUUUCCCCAGAACUUGCUACCACUGAGCUGACAAAGACCAAGGAAGAGCCUGACAGGAAGAAACCAUCGUCAACUGCAGAGGUGGUCAUAGCACCAACUGAAAUUGUUGUUGUGGAAAAAGGUGAACUUUCACCAACCAAAAGAAAGACUAAGGGUCUCAAACUUUCCCCAGAACUUGCUACCACUGAGCUGACAAAGACCAAGGAAGAGCCUGACAAACAGAAACUAUCUUCAACUCCAGAGGUGGUCACAAAAACAACUGAAAUUACUGUUGAAAAGGGAGAAAUUUCACCAAUCAAAAGACAGACUAAGAGUCUUAAACUUUCCCCAGAACUUGCUACCACAGAGUUGGCAAAGACCCCAGAAAAGCCUGACAGACAGAAACCAUCUUCAACUCCACAGGUGGCCACAGCAUCCACUGAAAUUACAGUUGAAAAAGGUGAACUUUCACCAACCAAAAGAAAGUCUAAGGAUCUGAAACAUUCCCCAGAACUUGCUACCACUGAGCUGACAAAGACCAAGGAAGAGCCUGACAGUCAGAAACCAUCUUCAACUCCAGAGGUGGUCACAACAACAACUGUAAUUACUGUUGAAAAAGGUGAACUUUCACCAACCAAAAGAAAGACUAAGGGUCUCAAACUUUCCCCAGAACUUGCUACCACUAAGCUGACAAAGACCCAAGAAGAGCCUGAAAGUCAGAAGCCAUCUUCAACUCCAGAGGUGGUCACAGCAUCAACUGAAAUUACUGUUGAAAAAGGAGACCUUUCACCAAUCAAAAGACAGACUAAGGGUCUUAAACAUUCCCCAGAACUUGCUACCACAGAGUUGGCAAAGACCAAAGAAGAGCCUGACAAACAAAAAACAUCUUUGACUCCAGAGGUGGCCACAGCACAAACUGAAAUAACUGUUGAAAAAGAAGAGCUUUCACCAACCAAAACAAAAUUGAAGGGUCUGGAACUUUUCCUGGAAUUUGCUAGCAGUAAAAUGACAAAGACCAAGGAAGAGCCUGACUGUCAGAAGCCAUCUUCAAAUCCAGCGGUGGUCGUAACACCAACUGAAAUUGCUGUUGUGGAAAAAGGCAAACUUUCUCCAACCAAAAGUGAGACUAAGGGUCUGAAACUUUCCCCAGAAUUUGCUACCACAGGGCUGACAAAGUCCAAGGAAGAGCCUGACAAACAGAAACCAUCUUCAACUCCAGGGGUGGCCACAGCACCAACUGAAAUUGCUGAUGUGGAAAAAGGUGAACUUUCACCCACCAAAAGAAAGACUAAGGGUCACAAACUUUCCCCAGAACUUGCUGCCACUGAGCUGACAAAGACUAAGGAAGAGCCUGACAUACAGAAACCAUCUUCAACUCAAGAGGUGGUCACAACAAAAACUGAAAUUACUGUUGUGGAAAAAGGUGAACUUUCACCAACCAAAAGAAAGACUAAGGAUCUGAAACGUUCCUCAGAACUUGCCAUCACAGAGUUGGCAAAGACCAAAGAAGAGGCUGACCGUCAGAAGCCAUCUUCAACUCCAGAGGUGGCCACAGCAUCAACUGAAAUUACUGUUGAAAAAGGUGAACUUUUACCAACCAAAAGAAAGACUAAGGGUCUCAAACUUUACCCAGAACUUGCUACCACUGAGCUGACAAAGACCAAGGAAGAGCCUGACAGUCAGAAACCAUCUUCAACUCCAGAGGUGGUCACAGCAACGACUGAAAUUGCUGUUGUGGAAAAAGGUGAACUUUCACCAACCAAAAUAAAGUCUAAGGAUCUGAAACAUUCCCCAGAACUUGCUAGCACUGAGCUGACAAAGACCAAGGAAGAGCCUGACAGUCAGAAGCCAUCUUCAACUCCAGAGGUGGUCACAGCAACAACUGAAAUUUCUGUUGAAAAGGGUGAACUUUUACAAAUCAAAAGACAGCUUAAGGGUCUGAAACUUUCCUCAGAACUUGCUACCACAAGGCUGACAAAGACCAAAGAAGAGCCUGACAGUCAGAAGCCAUCUUCAACUCCAGAGUUGGCCACAGUAACAACUGAAAUUACUGUUGUGGAAAAAGGUGAACUUUCACCAACCAAAAGAAAAUCUAAGGAUCUGAAACUUUCUUCAGAAAUUGCCACCACAGAGUUGGCAAAGACCAAAGAACAGCCUGACAUUCAGAAGCUGUCUCCAACUCCAGAGGUGGCCAUAGCACCAACUGAAAUUACUAUUGAAAAAGGAGAGCUUUCACCAACCAAAAGAACAUUAAAGGAUCUGAAACAUUCCCCAGAACUUGCUAGCACUGAGCUGACAAAGACCAAGGAAGAGCCUGACAGACAGACACCAUCUUCAACUCCAGGGUUGGCCACAGCAACAACUGAAAUUACUGUUGUGGAAAAAGAUGAACUUUCACCAACCAAAAGAAAGUCUAAGAAUCUGAAACUUUCCCCAAAACUUGCUAGCACUGAGCUGACAAAGAUCAAGGAAGAGCCUGACAGUCAGACGCCAUCUUCAACUGCAGAGGUGGUCACAACAACGACUGAAAUUACUGUUGUGGAAAAAGGUGAACUUUCACCCACCAAAAGAAAGACUAAGGGUCUCAAACUUUUCCCAGAACUUGCUAGCACUGAGCUGACCAAGACCAAGGGAGAGCCUGACAGACAGAAACCAUCUUUAACUCAAGAGGUGGUCACAACAACGACUGAAAUUACUGUUGUGGAAGAAGUUGAACUUUCACCAACCAAAACAAAGUCGAAGGAUCUGAAACAUUCCCCAGACCUUGCUAGCACUGAGCUGACAAAGAACAAGGAAGAGCCUGACAGUCAGAAGCCAUCUUCAACUCCCAAGGUGGUCACAGCAACAACUGAAAUUGCUCUUGUGGAAAAAGGUGAACUUUCACCAACCAAAAGAAAGAAUAAGGAUCUGAAUCUUUCCUCAGAAAUUGCCACCACAGAGUUGGCAAAGACCAAAGAACAGCCUGACAUUCAGAAGCCAUCAUCAACUGCAAAGGUGGCCACAGCACCAACUGAAAUUACUUUUGAAAAAGGUGAACUUUCACCAUCCAAAAUAAAAUCUAAGGAUCUGAAACAUUCCCCAGAACUUGCUAGCACUGAGCUGACAAAGACCAAGGAAGAGCCUGACAGACAGAAACCAUCUUCAACUCAAGGGGUGGUCACAACAACAACUGAAAUUACUGUUGUGGAAAAAGGUGAACUUUCACCAACCAAAAGAAAGUCUAAGGAUCUGAAACUUUUCUCAGAAAUUGCCACCACAGAGUUGGCAAAGACCAAGGAAGAGCCUGACCUUCAGAAGCCAUUUUCAACUCCAGAGGUGGCCACAGCACCAACUGAAAUUACUAUUGAAAAAGGAGAACUUUCACCAAUCAAAAGACAGACUACGGGUCUGAAACUUUCCUCAGAAUUUGCUACCACUGAGCUGACAAAGACCAAGGAAGAGCCUGACAGGCAGAAACCAUCUUCAACUGCAGAGGUGGUCAUAGCACCAACUGAAAUUGCUGUUGUGGAAAAGGGAAGACUUUCACCAACUGAAAGAAAAGGGUUAAAGGGUCCAAAACCUCUUACAGAAUAUGCUAGCGAUAAUCAAGAGUCUUCAUCCAGUUCCAGGAAGGAAAUUAAAACUGCUGUGGUGGCAGAAACUAAGCUUGAACCAGCCUGGAGAGUAUUUUCUGUACUUUCAAAGAUUGCUCAUAUGGAACCCGAACAAACUAAGAAACAGUUUAAGAGUGCAGAGAUUGCCAUGGCUCCAAUGACCAUACCUAUUGUGGAAAGUCUCUCAAAACAGAUACAAGCACCAAGGACCAUGCACGAUCUACCCCAGAGCUUGGAUGAACAGUCUGUUAAGAUGGAGAAAAUCUAUAUGAGGCCUGAAGUGCUCAUUUUACCACCAGGUACACAGGCUACUAUAAAAGAACAUGAAGUCACAUCUGUUACGAUAUCAAAGACGCCAGGGAUUGAUAAAGAUCAAACACGUAAUCAGGGCGAAAAAGUGCCAGAGAGCAGAGACCUGACUUCAACUGAUGUUCAGCCAGAAACAACUAUAGUCAAGAUGACAAGGGUUGAAGUGAAGACCAAGGAAAGACCCAAAGAGGUCAAGGGUCAUGACGUGCAAGAAAUGCCUGCUAAAGUCUUGCCAAAAGUGGUGCCAGAAAGCAAAGACCUGACCUCAGCUAAUGUUCAGCCAGAAACGUCUGCAGUCAAAAUGACCAGGGUCGAAGUCAAGACCAAGGAAAGACCGAAAGAGGCCAAGGAUCGUGACGUGCAAGAAGUGCAUGCUAAAGUGUCAGCAAAAGAUGUGCACGAUGCACCUCAGAGCCUGGAUGAACAGUCUGUUAGGGUGGAGAACAUCUACAAAGGGGCUGAAGUGCGCAUUUUACAACCAGGUACACAGGCCACUAUAAAGGAGCUUGAAAUUAUAUCUGUUACAACAACAAAGGUGCCAAGGAUUGAUAAAGAUCAAACAAGUAUUCUGGGCAAAAAAGUGCCAGAAAGCAAAGACCUGACUUCAGCUGAUGUUCAGCCAGAGAAGACUGACGUCAAGGUGACCAGGGUCGAAGUGAAGACCAAGGAAACACCCAAAGAGGUCAAGGGUCGUGACGUGCAAGAAGUGCAUGAUGUACCUCAGAGCAUGGAUGAAAAGUCUGUUAGGGUGCAGAAAAUCCUCAAAGGGGCUGAAGUGCACAUUUCACAACCAAGUACACAGGCCACUAUAAAGGAGCAUGAAAUUACAUCUGUCACAACAACAAAGGCGCCAAGGAUUGAUAAAGAUCAAACAACUAUUCUGGGCAAAAAAGUGCCAGAAAGCAAAGACCUGACUUCAGCUACAGUCAAGAUGAUCAGGGCUGAAGUAAAGACCAAGGAAAGACCUAAAGAAGCCAAGGAUCAUGACCUGCAAGAACUGCAUGCUAAAGUGUCGACAAAAGACGUGCAUGGUGCAUCCCAGAGCAUUAAAAAGAUAGACAGCCGCAUGAGUGUGCAUGAAUACAAAACUGUCACAAUAGAAAAGGAACCAAGGAUGGAAUCAAGUAUCCAAAUUGAGACAGUUAAAGAAAGUAAGGAUGUGACCACCACUAACAUUCAGCCUGACAAGUCUUCAGUUAAGAAAACCAAAGUAGAAGUGCGAGAAAGCUUUAUCGAAUCCUUGUCUGAACCCACUGCGGUUGCUAGCGCUCUAACGGAGAGACACACAACAGAUGCAAGGAAAGAGCAGGAGGGGAGGAAGAGGACAGUUCAGGAAAAGGAAAGGGAAAAGAUGGUCACGGUACAAAUACAGAAUAUUCCACUGCCAAUGGCCACGACCACCACCACUUGUGAAGUGAGGAAGCAGAGAUCGGAUUUGCAACAGGAGCAGGUGUACAAGGUUGACAAGAUAUCACCCGCAUCACUGCAGGCAGUUCAGAAAUCUUCACCUGACGUUAUCUGGAGUGAGGUAACCCUGGUGGAAGGAUUUCCCUCUCAGGAAAACAAAGCUCAAGCAGAAGGGAGAGUUGUGAAGACUGAGAAACUUGGAUCUGCAGAAGGAUCCGCCAUGAGGAACAUCUUCACAGAAAUACAGCUACUCUCAGGAGGGACAGGACCCAGCAGUCAACUCACUGAGGGUAAACCACUGAAGGAUGCUCCAGAGGCUCUGACUACAUCCUCCAGUGAUCUGGACAACCGUCUAAGCAGGCUGGUGUCUAAAGUCCUGAGCUGCAAGAACUACCCCGCUGAGCUCAACCCGACAGCCAUGACCCAGCAGCUGGAGCAGGCUCAGGAGUGCCGAGAGACUGCCCAGACACAGGUGUCCCUGCUGUCCCAGCUGAGAGGGGCUGAUGCCGAGAACAAGGAUGCUCUGGAGCACGUGGAGGACCGGUGGAGUUCUGCUGUUCAGGAUGCAGCUGCUGUCGUCCAGACUAAAGAGGCCCAGCUGCAGAUGGUGAAUGAUUAUUGCAGACAGAAUGAUGCAGCCAAGACCACGCUGGAGAGACUGACCGCAGAACUGGAUGCUGUCAGAAUGUCCCCAGAGGAGAGCAGCUCCAAGCAAGCAGAGCGACUCUGCUCCUUACAGAGGAGUAUCGAGGAGAACAGAACAGUACUUGGGGAGUUGCUCGUGACCCACACCAAGUUAUUCCCCCACCUCAGCUGGUUUGAGCGAACAACCGCACAGACUGAGCAAAAUAACCUCCAAGGGAAGUGGAGAGGCCUGGAAAGAGCUGUGGAGAGGACCUCGUAUCACACAAACGUCCAUUCUCACGACACCAGCAACCUUCUGUCGGCGAUAUCGGGUCUUCAGGAACGUUUGGAGACAACCGGCAAAGACCUUGAAGCCAAGAUUCCUUUAGGUACUCAGUGGAACUGCAAGAAGGCGCAGCAGCUGAUGGUGGCAAACGCUGAGGUCAAAGCUGCCCAGCAAAAAUACCUUUAUUUACAGCAGCUGUUAGAGGCGUUACAACUCCGCUCACGGAGGGAGAAGGAUACAACAGAUAUACAACAGGGGCUCCAGAGGGUCAAAGCCCAACUUCACCACACAGAGGAACUUGUGUCCUCUCAAACUCAGAACAGCAGCAACCCCAUCAUGGAGAAAUUGAUCGUGGUGAUGAGGGAUGGCCUCGCCUGGGCGAAGCAGACAGAGAGUGACAUCGAAGGCAGGAGGAAGAGGGUGGCUCUCCUCCCUGAGGAGGUGCACCGGCAGCUCAGAGAUCUGAAGAAGCUGCAGUCUGAGGUCCUGACCAAACAGGGCCAACUGGAGUCACUGGUGGAGGACGUGACGGAGCUCCUGCCUCAGCUGGACCAGGCUGAGGAGGUGCCCGUGGUGCGUUCCUCUCUGGAAUCCCUUGAAGAACUGUCGAAGUCGACUACUGAGAAGCUAGCUAAGGCUGUGAGAGAGAUAGAGUCAGGACUGCAGACCAGAGAAAAGCUGUCGGAGCAGAUCGCUGACUUAGACUCCUUGGUUUUGGCUCAUCUGCACAGAGAGGCCUCCAGGAGUCCAGACACUGAGCUCAAGAGCCCGAGUGAACUUGAUCGUAGAGCUCGUCAGAUCCAAGACACCCUGGCUGAGGCUGAGAAGCAGGCCGCCGUCUGUGAAGCUCUUUUAAUGAAGAGUAAAGACAUUGCCUCUGAACUCAGCAUCACAGAGAACUGUCAGCUGUUUGACAAGCUCACCGACCUCCAGGAGGACAUCAGAGCCAUCGGCAGCUAUGAGAAGGCCAACAAAAAGGAGCUGGACGAACUCACCCAGACUGCAGAUUCGAGCAAGAAAAACCUGGUCGCCGUUGAAACGAGCCUGAGGCAGAUGUCAGGGGAUCUGAGCAGACACAGGUUCCCCAUCACAAGCGAGACCCUGCAAGCUUUGGAGCCUUUCAAGCACAUGCUUUUGGAGCACAAGUCCCAGGUUGAUCUUCUGCAGCCGUGGAUUCCCCAGGAAAAGACGAGGGAACUGCACUCGGUCAUUUCUGAACUUCUCGGCAAAAUGGCCACCCUGGAAAUGAACGCCAGAGGUCACGAGAAGUACCUGAACCAGAGGCAGUGUGUGGAGGACCUCAGGGACAACGUUCAGGAGCAGGUCCAUCAGACCAAAGACGACAGCAGGGCGCUGGAGGACAAGUACAAAAUCUGCCAGACGCUCCUCGCACAGCUUCCUCUAAUAAAGCACAUGUGUGAGGAGGCUGGCUCCAAACUCCAGAUGAUCUCCGCUGAUCUUUACCCCUCGCAGCUGAGCACAGAGCGACAGAGGCUGAAACAGAACGAGGAGAGCCUCCACACCUUGGAGAUGGUUCUCUACAACAACCUCAGCAUCAUCGAGUGGAACCUGCUGAAGGACCUGGACCUCGACUCAGAAAAGGCAACCACGCAGGCCUUCCUUGAGAAGUCCUGGCAGGAGCUUGAGAUACUCCCCAUGUUGGAUCCAAAUGAAACCGUAAUUGACGACGAAUACCAGAGAACCCUGUCUUUGAAAAAGGCCGUAGAGUCAAGAAUGAGAGCACUGGGGGUUCUGGAGCAGAAGAAGGGAAACAGACCAGGAAGUGGAUCCCAGGAUCUGAUGGACUUGAAGAAUUCCGUCCUCAGUGAUUGUGACUCACAAAUGGAAGACAUCUCGCAGGUCAAGGAGUCUCUGAGAAGCUACACAUGUGCCGUUACACAAGCAUCACGAUUCCUGAGGGACAUCGAGGCGUCUCUGCUGCCGCCGCAGGGCUCCGCUGGACUCUGCUCCGACAGCCUGGAGGAGACCCGGCAGGCUCUGGCCUCGCUGGAGCAGCAGUUCCAGACCCACAUGGAGCAGCUCCAGAGCCGGGCCGCCCUGCACCCUUACCUGUCCCGCAAGAAGGUGGAGCAGCUCCAGGAGAGCGUUCUGAGCCAGCUCCUGGUGAGGAUGUCCACCCUCCAGGCGACGGGCAACAUGCGACUGGAGCGUCUCCGCAGUUGUGCAGAACAUCACAGGAAAUACACCGAGUGCAGAGAUGAGAUCCUCCAGAGUGUGAAGAGCGCAGAGAGCAGCCUCUCACAGUUCAUCUGUCAAAAGGUCACCUGUCUCGCUGACUGCACCGACCAGCAAACCAAGCUCAGAGUUCUGUCUGAUGAGGUGGAGUCCCUGCAGAGGCGUCUGGAGGAGCUGAAGGAGUGGUGCCCAGAGCAGAGCUGUCGUGGAGGCAGGGAGGCCUCCGUCGCUGCUGUCUGGAAACGCGUAUCAAGUCUACGCCGCUGCACACAAGAGCUCACAACUCGUAGUAAACAGAGGAUCGCAAAAUGGAACGAAAUCACCAACAGUUUGGAGAAGGCCUCCGCUCUCCUGGAGCAGGUGGAGGCGGAGCUUCCUGAUGGCUCCCGGGCGAAGGCCUCCAGCGAGGACCUUCAGGACCUGCUGCAGUCCUGGGAACAGUACCAGGACAGACUGGACUGUGAACAUCGAGCCCUGUCCGCACUGGAGCUGCGUACUGCCAGGCUGCUGGGUGUCCCCGCCCACCUGGAGCAGGCUCCACCCACUCCGCUCUGUCAGCAGCUGCAGGCGAUGCAGGGGCGAUACGGCAGUGUGAAGCAGAGGAGCAAGGAGGGUCUGAAGGCAGCCAGGACGGAGCUGGAGGAGAGGGAACAGGUUCGGGAGGAGCUGCAGGGCGUCCGGGUUUGGCUGGAGGCUGCAGACGGUCUGCUGGAGGAGAUGGAGCAGAGCAGCAGCACACAGGAGCUUCAGGAGGUUCACAGCCAGCUGUGUACCCAGAAGGCUUUGCUCCAGCGCAUCAUGGAGAGCCUGAAGAUGAAGUACUCCGACAUGUACACGCUGGUCCCGGUGGAGAUCGAAGGCCAGAUGCAGGAGGUCACACAGUCGCUGCAGCACGUAGAAGCAAAGGUGGGAGAGGCGGUGGAGAAGAGCGGUCCCGUCCACAGGCUGGGGGCAAAGCUGUCUGAGAUCCAGGCUGGCCUGAUGUCUGUUAAGAAGAGACUUGAACAGAAAAGUCCCAAUGUGACGCAAGCAAAGAUCACUCAGAAGCGUGCGUGGGACGAGCUGGACGUGUGGCACUCGUGUGUGGCGUCGCUGGAGGGGGACAUGCUGGACUUGGACAAGCCGGAGGAGGUGAUGAUCCUCACCGAGAGACUUGUGGAGGUCCAGCAGCUCCACUCUCACCUGGCCAAACAGGCGGAGCAGAGGACCACCCUCCUCAGCAAGGUGCACACGUGGCUUCAGGAGCAUCAGGAGAUGAUCAGCAGCUCUAAAAGCUGGAUGGUGGAGGCCAAGUCAUGGAUCGCUUCCCCCUGCACCUACACCACGGCUAAAUGUCUGAGCAGCCAUGUUCACACUCUGCAGAUGGUGUUGGACGACUCGGCUCAGAUACGAACCACUCUGCAGGGAUUCAGUUCAGUCCUGAAGGAAAUGUCACAGGUCUGUGACGUCACGACUCUCCAGGAACAGCUGGUGGAAGCCGACCACCAAGUGGCCGACGUUCAAGAGAGCUUCACUGCUCCGCUGUCUCAGCUGAAUCACGCUGCUGACGAGGUGGAAGCCAUCGAGAUUGAAGUCCGGCGGAUGGAGAACGACGUGGCUGACAUCAAGGCCUUAUUAUUGUCUCCAGAGACUGUCGCCAGCCCCAGAGAAGAAAGCUUCAAGGCCGUUGAGAAGAGGAUCCGAUCCAUGAGGAGGACCGUAGCUGAGAUCCAGAAGUGUAAACCAGGCCUUUGUCUUCCAGAGAAGGCUGAAGAGACUCUCACUGUGUUUACUAUAGUGGACCAGCUCCAGACUCUACUGCUGGAACUGGAGAAGAAGGUCCCGGCUCUGUUCAUCCAGCAGCCUCCGACUCCGGUCCAAGCCAAAGCUCCGUCAGCUCAGCAGAUGACCUCUCAGCCUCGGUUCCUGAUAUCCACCUCAGAGGAGACGGAGAGGGAAUACAUGGAGCAGGGACAAAUCUCAAUUGUCCAUGUUGAAGAGGACCUGCUGAAGAGAUCCGGAGCAUCGCUGCAGACGGUGGAGCAGUCCUCACCUGAACAGAGACGGUCCUGGAAAUCUGGCAGCACUCAGAGUCAGCAGAGGGAGCGUCAAGGCGUGCUCCGAGCUGAAGAAGCCGGAGAGAAAACAGGGAGUCAGGAGCAGAGAGUGGAAGAAGGUGGAGGAGGUGUUUUGUGGUGGCUCUGGGAUGCUUUCCUGGCCGCUUCGCCAGAGGAACCUAUGGUUGUUGUCCCAGAGGAGACUGAAGAUGCCACUGGACAAAGCACAGAACAGACGGGAGAAGAAAAACAGGAUGUUGUGGGCCCCACUGAUACCCCAGAAGCAAGUUCAUCCGAAGCUUUAUCAAACCCCCCGGGCACAGUCAGAACUCAGUCCCUGCCUGAGAGCAUGGUAAACACAGCCUCCACCGUUAAAGUCUCCAAAGCCGAUCCUCAACAGAAAUGUGUAGUCUCCUAGAUCUAGAAUUGUAUCGCUAGAACUUCUCUCACUUCUUCUUGGUCUAAGCGUUUAAUUUCCAGCUUCUUCUAGAGCCAUGUGCAGAAAGCCUCAGAGACUUACAUCUUCUCUAGAGCUCUAGAGCCAAUCCAAGAGUUCCCAUUCAUUCUGAAACCAAUCCCAGAGCCCCCCAACCUCUUCUAGAGCGUACCCUAGAAUCCCCAUUGUGUUCAGACCUGCCAUUCCUUUGAGAACCAAGCCUAGAACACCAAUGUUUACAACCUAUCAUAGAUCUCCCAACAUCUUCUAGAUCCAACCUCAAAACUCAUCUAGAAUCAGGCCUAGAUUUCAGAGCUUCCUCUAGAAUCUUAUAGACAAAACUUAAUAACUCCAGAAUUCUUCAAGAACGAACAAAUGCAGAGUUUUUUCUAGAGAUCUAUGUCUAUAAUUCCCACUUCUCGUAGACAAAUUAGAGCUUGG